Molecule: messenger RNA, 1053 nt
Organism: Psylliodes chrysocephalus
Lineage: Eukaryota; Metazoa; Arthropoda; Insecta; Coleoptera; Chrysomelidae
Source: the annotation of a GenBank genome assembly
AUGUCGCCGUAUUAUUUUUAUAUUUUAGCGGUAUUAAAGUUUUCAGCGGUUUUUUCUGUAGAUACUGUCGAUAAAAGAGCUUUGCAACCAUCUCACGAGAAAUCCCAACAAGAAAAAUGGGUUGACGCUUUUUUAACUAAAAACCAAGGUGACCACCAGGUGGAUUUGGUAAGGCUGUUGAAACAAAUCACAAAGUCUUACCUCUCAGAUUGUACGCCAAUUAUUUUAUUUGACACUUUUACAGAAAAAAAUGAUAAUCUGCUAUUAGAAAAGCUAUUAACAAACUUUCCUACUGCUUAUGUACACGGACAAAUCACUGAAGACUACCAGGUGCUGCUGAAGAUUUCAACAGAUAAAAUUCAACCGUCUUGUGUCAGUUAUCUUUUGUUCAUGAAAGAUGUCAUGAAAUCUAAAGAUGUAAUAGGGGUUCAGAGCUCUAAUAAAGUUCUUGUGAUAGCUCGCUCUUCGCAAUGGAGAGUUUUUGAGUUUUUAUCGAAUGAAGAAUCCAGGUAUUUUGUUAAUUUGUUGGUUAUAGUGCAAUCUGAAAGAAUGAUGACUACAAAUCAGGAAGCUCCUUACAUUUUAUAUACGCACAAGCUGUAUACAGAUGCCUUAGGAUCGAGUAAACCAAUUGUGUUAUCCAGUUUUCAAGAAGGCAAUCUAACAAGAAAAGUAGAUUUGUUUCCGGCAAAACUAAGUGGAGGCUUCUCUGGACAUCGAUUUAUAGUUUCAAUGUCACAUCAGCCACCUUUCGUCAUUUCAAUGGGAAGAACAGCAGAAGGAGAAAAAAUUUUCGAAGGUAUCGAAAUUAGAUUGGUUGAUUUGUUAUCAAAAAUGUAUAAUUUUACAACAGAUUACAGAGAAGCAACGGAAGAUUCUCAAGUGGGGUCAACAGAAGCAGUAACAAGAACUGUCGAAAAGAAAAAAGCUAACAUAGGUAUCGGUGGUAUAUAUGCUACUCCUGAGAAAAUAAGUAGAAUGGGUCUAACCACAUGGCAUUCACGAGACUGUGCUUCAUUUAUAUCACUUGCUUCGACAGCUUUACCUAGGUAA